AUGGUUGAAACAUUUAUAGUGAUUGCAUUCAUCGCUACAUAUCUGUUGUCCUCACAGGUUAAUCCCAAAAGUAAUGUGCAAAAUCUCGUGAAUGAACUGCUGAAGUUUGCAAGUUCAGAUCUGGAGAAAAUCAGAUUGUUAUGGAUCUGGAUUUGUUGUCACAUUGAAUAUGACGUGAAGGGAUAUCACAACAAGGACCUGAAACACGAUGGCCCCAAUGAUGUAUUGAAGACUGGAAAAGCAGUGUGUGCUGGAUAUUCAGGUCUCUUUUGUCAAAUGUGCAGUUUUGCAGGUAUAGAGUGUACCACAAUCGAAGGAUACUCCAAAGGUUACAAUUAUGAUAUUGGAAAGAAGUUUGUGGGGGAAGCUGACCACGCAUGGAAUGCUGUGUUCCUGGAUGGGAAAUGGCACCUUCUCGACAGCACUUGGGGAGCAGGCCACGUUAAUGAGACCUGCACCAAGUUUACUUUCAAGUAUGUUGAAUUUUAUUUCUUUACUCAUCCUACACUUUUCAUCAAUAAUCAUUUUCCCAUCGAUGAAAAAUGGCAGCUGAUAUCUCCAAAGAUUCCCCUCAAAAUAUUUGAAAAUAUGGUAUUUAGGACUGGAGAGUUUUAUGAUAUUGGUCUGACAUACAUCCAUCCAGACGUACAGGUGGUGUCCACAGUGAACGGAAGAGUUAUCAUCAAUGUGGAAGGUCAAUAUCCAACAUACUUCAUGUUCAAUCUGGAUGGUAAAAAGGACUGCGCUAUCUUAACCAUAACUAAAUUUGGCAUGAAGCUAGAGGUUCUUCCUGAAAAGACUGGAGAAUUCAAGUUAAAAAUCUAUGCCAAACUGUUGAAGUCUGAAGAGGAGACAUAUUCCUUUAUAUGUGCAUAUUUGAUUAAAUGUGAUUUUAUUGAUGAAAACUUUAAACUACCAAAGUCAUUUCACAAUCCUUUGGGUCCUAGUUGGAUUACUGAGAACAAGGGCCUUCUUCGGCCCUCACAUCCUGAGCCCAUUAUUUACUGCGAUGAUGGCAAAAUCAAAAUAAGGUUUAUGCUGAACAGAGAUCUCACUUUCACUAGCAAACUGUCAAGUGACGAAGUUCAAUUGUCAGAUGAGGUCAUGAGAAAUCACAUCUUUAAAAAUCAGCAAGGCAAUUGGGUAGAAUUCCAGAUCCAUCUCCCUGCAGCCGGUCUUUAUGUUUUUGCAAUCUUUGCCAAGGAAAAGAAAAAGCGCACCCCUACACAUGACCACGUGUGUGAAUACUUGAUCUCAUGUCCAAAUCGGAAUGUCCACUGGCCGGGUUUCCCUAAAAUUUUCAGCUCCUGGACUGAUGGAUGUGAAUUAGUCGAGCCCCUCUCUGGGAUUCUGCCACGUAACCAGAUGGUGACAUUCAAGCUGAAAAUCCCUCACGUGAGAAAGGUUCUCGUUCAUGGUAAAACAACUUGUCCACUGAGCAUGACAAAGGAGGGCUAUUGGGAAGGAAAGUGUCUUACACAAGAAUCAAAGUACCUUAGUGUUGGAGUUUCAGACAAAAUGUUUGACACUAAGUUUACAUUCGCCCUUCAAUAUGAGAUAGCGGACUCAUAG
Molecule: messenger RNA, 1572 nt
Organism: Carcharodon carcharias (great white shark)
Lineage: Eukaryota; Metazoa; Chordata; Chondrichthyes; Lamniformes; Lamnidae
Product: kyphoscoliosis peptidase-like
Exons: 5
Coding region: 1-1572 (523 amino acids)
Source: RefSeq, a predicted model, not a curated record